AUGUUGACAAUUCUCGUAGGUCCAACGGAGGAAGCUGGCCGACUAUUUGCAGAAGAAGGAGUACAUUUAGAUGAGGCUCCAAUAGUGCGACUGGAGUUUCAGAACAUUUUAAGGAUAGAUCACCUAUGGAUGCUUAAAUCUCUCACAAAAUUAACUCUAGCACAUAAUCUAAUAGAGAGAAUUGAAAACUUGGACCAGCUCAUCGGUUUAAACGAGCUAGAUUUAUCGUUUAAUAAAAUCGAAAAGAUUGAAAAUUUAGAUGCCCUGGUGAAUCUAGAGAUUUUAACAUUAUUCCAUAAUAAAAUAAGGAAGUUGGAAAAUAUGGAAGCCUUAGAGAAAUUGUUAGUUUUUAGCAUUGGAGAUAAUUUGAUUGAAGAUUAUAAAGAGAUGUCGUAUUUGAGGAAGUUUCGUAAGUUACGCUCGGUGAGCUUCAAAGGCAAUCCGUGCUGUGACGACCCCAUGGCCUAUCAGUUCUUGAAAUCAGCACUCGUCAGAGUGACGUUCCUUGACUACAAGAUCAUCACCGAAGAGGAAAGGGAAGACGGGAGAGUCUUAUUCAGGGGUUUACUCAGAAAGCUCGACGAGAUGGAUGAAAAGACGGAAAAAGAGAGACUCGCUAAAGAAGAAUACGAAGCGCGUGUGGAAUUCUAUGCGUUGUCUUUUGUUGAGUAUUUGAGUGGACCUGAGUUGCUCGAAUCCAUGUUUGAGAAAGACCCAGACGGCAGUCUGCUACUCCAAGUCGGUGGCGAGCUUAUAGGUUUUUAUGAGCAAUAUAAAGAACAAUACGUAGAAACAAUGGCCGGUUUGGUUGAAUUUGCUCAAGAGGCUUACAAUGUUCGCCAAAAUGAAAUCAAAUUAUUCAAGGAUCUUGUCCUAAAUGCCCUAGAAGAUAGUGUCAAGAAGAGCAAAGUGGUAGUCGAGAACUUUGAAGAAAAGAAAAAACCAUUGGUGACUACGCUGAAUGAAUUGAUCCAGAAGUUCACAUCGAAGCAAGCUACGAUAGAGCAACUAGAGCCGUUAUUGGUAGACCUCGGGGACGCGUUCAACGAUAUUUUGUACGAUCUCUGGAAGAAUCUUAUGACUAUAGAGAUGCAGCUCUAUGAACAAUGUGAGGAGUCGCGAGUCCAAUUUGCAGUAAACAUGACCGAAAUGAUCACAAAAUUAUUAGAAGUUUCUCGAAAUGCGUUUGGUGCGUGGCGAGAGAAUGAGGGCGUGUGGUCGAUGCGGCAAUUCGAAACGUUGUCCAAAUUACUCGGAAACAAGAUCAUGCUUGGUGACGCACCGCCUGAACUCUUUGAGGUGAUGAUGGAUAGGGAUAUGAUGAUGAAUCUCGUGGCACAAUCAUCAGACAAUCACUCACGUUUCAUUGACACCAGAGAGGACUUGCUUAUGACACGAGCUAAUAAAUGGCGUGACGACCUUGUUCAAGGUGCCAAUGACAAUGAGAUAAAACGCAACAGAGACAGAGUGCUGGAGAUCAAUUAUUUCAUAGAUAAUCAACGAGAAGAGUGGACAGACAUGCAGAUGAGACUCACAGAAACAGUGGAUCCUGAGACCGCAGCCUUAUUUGGAGAGGACUUUUAGUCUUCUACCUUCUUCUAGAUUAUAAUGACUUAUGA
Molecule: messenger RNA, 1619 nt
Organism: Diatraea saccharalis (sugarcane borer)
Lineage: Eukaryota; Metazoa; Arthropoda; Insecta; Lepidoptera; Crambidae
Source: the annotation of a GenBank genome assembly